ACAGGAAGCCAUUGGGUAACGUGUUCUGUGGCUGCAGGCACCAUGUGCAGAGGAGUUUUAAAAGCACCAAAUUGCAGAGGGUAAAACACUGCUGCAAACAAAGCUCCUCCAAUGUUUCUCACACUGAUAAUGCAGAGACCUGGAGCUUUGUGUUUUACUUCAUGGAUCACAGCAGGAGCUGGAGUUCUGUGUUUAACCUUCUUCCAGUCAGCAGACUCGGGGUCGGACUGUGAGCUUGGCGAGAGGUGCGUUGGACAGAGCGAUGAAAACUUGAGCAGCUGGUAUGUGUGGUUCCUGGUGCUGUGCUCCCUGGCCGUGCUGCUGUCCUGCGGGAUGUGCUGCUGCCUGCAGUGCUGGCUGAAGCGGCGGAGCUGCCUGCCCCGGAGCACCGUGGCUGUCUUUGCCCUCAGCAGCUCGGAUGCCUUUGGAGCUACUGAAGCACCUCCGUGCCCAUUCUCUGGAUCCCUGAGCCCCUGCAGGACUGCAGAGAUUUCCUCUUCUCCUGCCCCCUGCUUCAGCCUCGGGGGAACUGAGCUGCCCCCGUCUUAUGAGGAUGUCAUGAAGGAAAACAAGCUCUAGACACCACGCUGGCCUUCAGUGAUCCCACCUGGUUCAUCAGAGAUCUUCAUUAUGCUAAAGGAGUGUGAGCCCAAAUCAGCCCUUUCCACAGGUUGGCCCAGAGACUGAAAAGCAGCACAUAUUUCACUGAACCUGAAAGAUGAGACUAAAUGCAACAGAAUAAAUGCCAAAAAUAUGUGUUGAAUCUGUCACAGGAGUUCAGCUUGACAUUUUGAUAUCUCUGGAUUUCAAGAAGCUCUUUCAAAGGCCUGUCUGUAUUUGGGGUUUCUGGCUCAGCCUCUAGAUUUAUCUCUCUAAGGCUGCUUGAGCUGGUGCAACCCCAUGUAUUUUAGAACCAAAUGUUGAUAAAUGACUUGAUAGUUACUUCUCAAGCUUGGGCUGCCUCCUUGACUCGGCACUGUGCCAAGGAACACCCUCUGGCAAAGUCAUGUUGUUCUAAUACAUUGCAAUGCAAUCACUCUGUGAUGAAGGAUCGUUUGCCAUAUUUAAAAUAUUUAGCACAACAUAUCAGAUUUGUCUAGUGCAAAAGGCAGCAAAUUUAUGGCCAGGGAAGAGAAAACAGAAGACAGGGAUCAUGGAGGAGUAGCAGUGGCAGGAGCUGGUUACAGAGCAUUAAAAAAAGUGAGUUUGCUCAUUUGAGCUGUUCUUAAUUUCAUGGUGACUGUCCUCAGCUACUUUUGCCCUAGCAUUGCAGACCAGAAGGCUUUGAAUGGCCCAGGACCCACAUGGAGGUUCCCCACAGACAUGAAUUAGGGGCUUAGGUACUUAGUACUUAGCUACAGAAAUCUAUUAGGACAAAGAAUGCCAUUUUCUUUGAGGUGAUCACUGCAGACAGGAUGGAAAAAUACUUUAAGUCAUCCAGAUUCCCCUUUGUUUGUCGUGGGCAGGUCACUGAAGGCUGCAUUCAGCCUGCCUGACCUCUGUGCCUCUGCUCCCUCAGUGGCAAGGGCUGGGGUGCAGUCAGACCUGUCCUGCUGCAGAAGGCAAUGCCACCCCUGUCCCGUGCUCUGAGCUCCCAUGGAACCAUGAGCCCAGUUUGGGCUCCACCUGGGAUUAGAAUCCCAAAAGAUGAAUGAAGCCCACAGCCUGCCUCUUGGGGCACCUCCCCACCUGUAGAGUGAGGCUAGCACCAGUUCCCAUGCUCAGGAAGGAAACUGGGAAGAUAAAUGCACUGAAGGUUAUCAUACCCUCAUAAUUACUCUAUGUAAGUACAUUUUCUAGAUAAAGAAUUGCAACAUGUUUUGAGAAAAAAUUAUUUGCCAGCACCACUGCAAAUUACCUCCUAAAAUCUUAUUUUAGAAGCAGCUUUAAUGUUUGACUCUUGUGUGAAAGGAAAUAAAUGUUACUUGUAGCCAAGUGAAUGUUUGUGCCAGCAGGCUAAAAUAUUACUGGGUUUAUUAAUAAAGAAAAUCAGCAAGUACAGACUUAGCCAGGGGAGAAAUCAAGCAACUUCUAAGUGUCCUUUUGCUGGCCGAACUUGGUAAGAAUUGCAGGUAAUCCACACCUCUCAGGAUCAGAUCUUUCAUGUACAUAACUUUUUCCACCACUCAACCCCUCCAAUUUAUGCCCUGAAGCAUGAGAUUUGAUUAUGUUUGUCACUGCAGCUUGCAUAGCCUGUUAGUGGGCAUUAAAUCAGCUGUCACUUGAU
Oenanthe melanoleuca is the source of this 2227-nucleotide messenger RNA. RefSeq names its product transmembrane protein 207 (gene TMEM207). The record is from RefSeq and is a predicted model, not a curated record. NCBI's taxonomy places the organism in Eukaryota, Metazoa, Chordata, Aves, Passeriformes, Muscicapidae. The transcript is spliced from 5 exons. Bases 112 to 579 code for a protein of 155 amino acids.